Messenger RNA from Carya illinoinensis, 2709 nucleotides. Its product is annotated as ABC transporter B family member 26, chloroplastic. Gene Ontology annotation, molecular function: ATP hydrolysis activity; ABC-type transporter activity; ATP binding. Bases 247 to 2340 code for a protein of 697 amino acids. NCBI's taxonomy places the organism in Eukaryota, Viridiplantae, Streptophyta, Magnoliopsida, Fagales, Juglandaceae. The transcript is spliced from 18 exons. Gene Ontology annotation, biological process: transmembrane transport. Gene Ontology annotation, cellular component: membrane. The record is from RefSeq and is a predicted model, not a curated record.
UGGGGGAAAAGACUGGUCAGCCAAGGACAGGCGACCAAGCAAAAUCUUGCACGCCAAAAAUUUCGGGAAAGGGUGCCUUCUCAAAUCCCCUCUUCUUCUUGGCCUACGCCACACACAGAACACCAGACAUUUGACAAGCUCCUCCACCUCAUAGCCUCUAUCGUAUAUAAAUAUCCCACCUCUCUCCUUCUCUCCAACCCUGCCUUGCUUCGCUUCUCUUCCUUUGUGUAUUCGUGCAAGCCACCUAUGGCUGCUCUCCUGCUUUGCAGUAUUCACCCUAAACCCCCUCCCUCCGCAACUCACCACCGGAAACGCCUCCAUUUAAUUGCCAACAUCAGACUCUGCCUAUCUGCUCCCAAACCUUCAGCUUCUCCAAGACGGCGCAUUGUUUUACCUCCUCCAAAAUCAGCUUCCAUCAACGGAUUCUCCGUCCAGAAUGCUCCUCGAGUUUCCCCCGACCGCCACGGGGAGGAAAACCUCGAGCUAGUCGACAGGCUUCGGAGAUGGAUUGGCUUCAUUCGGUCGGUCUUGCCCGGUGGAAGUUGGUGGAGCUUCGACGAAGAUGCCCAUGUGAGAAUGCUGGCUGAACCGGUGACCGUUUCCCGGGCUCUUCUACGAAUGUGGCAGCUUGUUGCUCAAGACCGUUGGGUUAUCUUCGCUGCAUUCUCUGCCCUAAUUAUCGCGGCGCUUUCGGAGAUUUCGGUACCACAUUACUUGACAGCAUCAAUCUUUUCGGCACAGAGUGGUGAAGUCGCGGUGUUUCAUCGGAAUGUGCGUCUCUUGGUUCUGCUGUGUUUCACUUCUGGAAUAUGCAGUGGUCUGCGAGGUUGCUGUUUCGGCAUCGCAAAUAUGAUCCUUGUCAAGCGUAUGAGGGAAACAUUAUAUUCUUCCCUUCUCCUGCAGGAUAUAUCCUUUUUUGACUCCGAAACAGUUGGUGAUUUGACCAGUAGGCUUGGAGCCGAUUGCCAGCAAGUGUCACGUGUUAUCGGAAAUGAUCUUAAUCUGAUAUUACGCAAUGGCCUACAGGGAGUGGGUGCAUUGAUUUACUUGCUAUAUCUAUCUUGGCCACUUGGUUUGUGUACGCUGAUUAUCUGCUCUACUUUAUCAGCUGUUAUGCUGCUUUACGGCAGCUACCAGAAGAAGGCAGCUAAGUUAAUCCAAGAAUGUACUGCUUCUGCAAAUGAAGUAGCUCAGGAGACCUUCUCUUUGAUGAGAACUGUUCGUGUUUAUGGAACAGAAAAAGAUGAAGUUGAAAGGUACAAGCAUUGGCUGGGGAAAUUAGCUGAUAUAAGCUUGAGACAAAGUGCUGCAUAUGGUUUUUGGAAUCUGAGCUUCAAUACUCUUUAUCACUCAACUCAGAUCAUAGCUGUGCUGUUUGGAGGAACAUCUAUUCUGGCUGGCCAUAUAACAGCAGAGCAACUUACGAAGUUUAUAUUAUACAGUGAAUGGCUAAUUUAUUCGACAUGGUGGGUGGGGGACAACUUAUCAUCUUUGAUGCAAUCUGUUGGGGCUAGUGAAAAAGUCUUCCAAUUGAUGGAUCUCUUACCCAGUGAUCAAUUCAUAUCAAAAGGAUUGAAGUUGCAAAAUCUAUUGGGACAUAUUGAAUUUGAAAAUGUUUCUUUUCAUUAUUCUUCGAGGCCAACGGUACCCGUGCUACAACAUGUAAGCAUUUCAGUGCAUCCUAAUGAAGUGGUUGCAAUUGUUGGUCUUAGUGGCAGUGGAAAAAGCACAUUGGUGAAUCUUUUACUUCGUCUUUAUGAGCCCACAAAUGGUCAGAUUUUGAUAGAUGGCUUCUCUCUAAAAGAGUUGGAUGUCAUGUGGUGGAGGGAAAGAAUUGGAUUCGUGGGACAGGAACCCAGACUUUUCCGCAUGGAUAUCAGCUCAAACAUCAGAUAUGGAUGCACAAGAGAUAUAAAGCAGAAGGAUGUUGAAUGGGCCGCUAAGCAGGCAUAUGCUCAUGACUUCAUAUCAUCCCUGCCACAUGGUUACCAAACACUUGUUGAUGAUGAUUUGCUAAGUGGGGGACAAAAGCAGCGAAUAGCCAUUGCUCGGGCCAUUCUUAGGGACCCAACUGUAUUGAUCCUUGAUGAAGCCACUAGUGCGCUAGAUGCAGAGAGUGAACACAAUGUCAAGGGUGUUCUUCGUGCUAUCAGAAGUGACUUGGCGACGAGGAGAAGUGUCAUAGUUAUAGCACACAGGCUUUCUACAAUUCAAGCUGCUGACCGUAUUGUGGUUAUGGAUGCUGGUCAAGUUGUUGAGAUGGGCAGUCACAGGGAGCUUCUCCUCAAAGAUGGCUUAUAUGCUCGACUGACUAGGAGACAGGCUGAUGCAGUUGCAUGAUCUUGGAUUGCAUCGGCAAUUCCAUUUUCUUACUACGCUGACAUGUUUGGUUCGGUAUAGAGGUUCAAGCGUCUUUUUCACUGCUGAGCCAUGUAUUGAGACUACAUAAAUUAUGGGAGGGAGCUUCAAGAAAAUGUGCACCCAGCGUAACAUCCUUGAUUCAUUCCUUCUGAUGACGAGUUUUAUUGGAAAAGAAUGCUUGAAUUUGACGACCAAAGGAUGAUGGAUCAGCAGAACAUCAGCCAAAUGGGUUAAUAGCGCAUACAGCUGCCAAUAAAUGUCAUUUUUUUUAAUUUAUAAGAACAGCCUUUUGACCUUCCUUACAAUUUGUACAGUUGUUAUUUAAAGGCUAAAAGAGUUAUUUGCAAA